AGGGCCACCCAGGCAAACAUGGCAGCCUCCAGCAAGUCGGGAAAGCUGCGGAUCCCCAGGGUUGCAAAGGUGAAAAACAAAGCCCCUGCUGAAAUACAGAUCACAGACGAACAGCUUUUAAGAGAAGCCAAAGAGAGAGAACUUGAGCUUCUGCCGCCCCCUCCUCAGCAGAUCAUCACAGGUGAAGAAGAACUUAGUGAUUAUAAACUGAGGAAAAGGAAGACUUUCGAGGACAAUCUCAGGAGGAACCGAACUGUGAUCAGUAACUGGAUCAAAUACGCCCAAUUGGAAGAGAAGCUGAAAGAAAUUCAAAGAGCCCGUUUCAUAUAUGAUCGGGCCUUAGAUGUCGACUACCGAAACGUCACGCUCUGGCUAAGAUACGCGGAGAUGGAAAUGAAGAAUCGACAGGUAAACCACGCCCAGAACAUCUGGGAUCGGGCUGUCACAAUUCUGCCCCGGGUCAGCCAGUUGUGGUACAAGUACACUUAUAUGGAGGAGAUGCUGGGAAAUAUUGCUGGAGGCCGCCAAGUUUUUGAACGCUGGAUGGAAUGGCAGCCCGAGGAGCAAGCCUGGCACUCCUACAUCAACUUUGAACUGAGGUAUAAAGAGGUGGAUCGGGCCCCGGGCUUUUACCAAAGAUUUGUCCUGGUGCACCCUGAUGUCAAGAACUGGAUCAAGUAUGCCCGCUUUGAAGAAAAACGUGGCUACUCUGCUCAGGCCAGGGAAGUGUAUGAGAGAGCUGUGGAAUUCUUUGGAGAGGAGGCCAUGGACGAACAUCUUGUGGCCUUCGCGAAGUUUGAAGAGAAUCAGAAAGAAUUGGAAAGGGCACGAGUGAUCUACAAGUAUGCCCUGGCCCGGAUUUCGAGGCAGGCGGCCCAAGAGCUCUCUAAACAUUACACAAUGUUCGAAAAGAAGUUUGGAGAGAGGCCAGGUAUUGAAGACAUCGUUGUGAGCAAACGGAGAUUCCAGUAUGAAGAGCAGGUGAGGGCUGAUACCCACAAUUACGAUGCCUGGUUUGAUUAUUUGCGCUUGGUGGAAAGCCACACGCAGGAACCAGACACUGUGAGAGAGGUGUAUGAAAGAGCCAUCGCCAACGUGCCACCCACCUCCGAGAAGAGGCACUGGAAACGCUACAUCUACCUCUGGAUCAACUAAGCACUCUAUGAAGAGCUGGAGGCAAAGGAUCUGGACUGGACCAGACAGGUAUAUCAAGCUUGUCUGAACUUGAUUCCUCACAAAGAGUUCACGUUUGCUAAACUGUGGCUGCUGUAUGCCCAGUUUGAAAUGAGGCAGAAAAACCUGCCACUGGCCAGAAGAGCUUUGGGCACAUCCAUUGGCAAGUGUCCCAAAAAGAAACUGUUUAAAGACUACAUUGGAUUGGAGCUGCAGCUUCGGGAAUUUGACCGGUGCCGGAAACUUUAUGAAAAGUUCCUGGAAUUUGCCCCAGAACAUUGCCCUUCGUGGAUCAACUUUGCUGAGUUAGAGACAAUUCUUGGCGACAUCGACAGAACCCGGGCCAUCUACGAGUUGGCCAUUGGCCAGCCAGGCUUAGACAUGCCCGAGCUUCUCUGGAAAUCCUAUAUAGAUUUCGAAAGCCAGCAGCAACAAGGAUCUGAAAAAGCGAGAAGCCUCUACCGGAGAUUGCUGCAGCGGACACACCAUGUUAAGGUAUGGAUCAGUUUUGCCCAGUUUGAGCUAUCUGCAGAAAAUGAAGAAGCCUUAACUCGAUGCAGACAGAUUUAUGAAGAAGCCAACCAGACAAUGAGACAAGGCGAAGAGAAGGAAAAAAGACUCCUGUUGUUAGAAUCCUGGAGAAACUUUGAAGGUGAAUUUGGAACUCAAUCUCAAAAGGACAGAGUGGACAAACUCACUCCAGUGAGAGUUAAGAAGAGGAGAAAAGUACAGGCAGAAGAUGGGUCUGAUUCUGGCUGGGAAGAGUACUACCAUUACAUCUUCCCAGAUGAUGCAGCAAACCAGCCCAACCUCAAACUGUUGGCCACGGCCAAACUUUGGAAGGAACAGCAGCAGGAAGAGCACGCUGCCCAGUAAUACCCAGAACAAGACCUGGACCAGACAGAACCUUGA
Messenger RNA from Dromiciops gliroides (monito del monte), 2085 nucleotides. RefSeq names its product crooked neck-like protein 1. Gene Ontology annotation, cellular component: precatalytic spliceosome; post-mRNA release spliceosomal complex; Prp19 complex. Gene Ontology annotation, molecular function: protein binding. Lineage: Eukaryota; Metazoa; Chordata; Mammalia; Microbiotheria; Microbiotheriidae. The record is from RefSeq and is a predicted model, not a curated record. Gene Ontology annotation, biological process: spliceosomal complex assembly; mRNA splicing, via spliceosome.